UAGCAUUUCGCGAAUGUUUGAGUGAAUGUAAAGGGGGGAAAUGAUGGAGGGUUGAGUGCUGAGUUUGUCAGGACGAGGUUACUGGAAUUUCACGGUUUGGGGCUGGACUAACGUUAACGUUACUCGUACUCGUUUUUUUUCUUGGUUGCCGACCUCGCCAAUUUCUUACUCAUAUGUUACUGUUAACUUGGAAGAGGCCUAGGACGUUUUCGUUGCCAAGGAUUCAUUUAUGUUACUUUUAUGUUAUGAUAGUGAGCUAGGUUUUGCUUGCUGAAUGGCCCAUAGUGCAGAAGUAGCUGGUAAUUGGCAAGCUAGCUAGCUAGCUGGCUACAUGCAGCCGGGUAGCUCGCUAGCUAGCUUGCUACUUAGCGCACCAUUCAAAUGAGGAUUAAGCUAGCUUGCUAAAUAUUUAAAGAGGUGUGUGAGUGUUGUGGAUUAUGACGGAUUGAUGUUGGACACUAAAAUCUGGAUUUUACUGGGCGGCCAAAAGCAUGUACUUUGUCAAGUCGGACCACUGGAAAGGAAAUUCCUUGUCACCGUGUCAUGCCACUUCGCCAGCACCAUCGCUACUGUUUUAAUGGCUUGACACUUGUGUUGUGAUUGUACUUUUUGUAACAAUUUGCUAUGAAUAUUUUUCGUUAGAUUGUCGGCAAUGAAUGUACACAAGUGGAUUUCAGUCUGAUACCUCUUAAACACUUCACCAAGGGGAAACCUGGGCCAGCUAAAGAAGGACGGGACAUAAAAGAAACACGACUCUCCGUUCAUAAAGAAAACAUGGCCUCAGUUUGGAAAAGGCUGCAACGUGUGGGGAAACACGCGUCCAAAUUCCAAUUCGUGGCUUCCUACCAGGAACUCAUGGUGGAAUGCACAAAGAAAUGGCAGCCAGACAAGCUGGUGGUGGUAUGGACACGCCGCAGUCGACGGAAAUCCUCCAAGUCUCACAGUUGGCAGCCAGGAAUCAAGAACCCGUACCGAGGGGUUGUGGUGUGGCCCGUCCCAGAGAACAUCGAGAUCACGGUCACUCUGUUCAAGGAUCCUCACGCGGAAGAGUUUGAGGACAAGGAGUGGACAUUUGUCAUCGAAAAUGAGUCCCCGUCGGGCCGGAGGAAGGCGCUGGCCACCAGCAGCAUCAACAUGAAGCAGUACGCCAGUCCCAUGCCCACGCAGACCGACGUCAAGCUCAAGUUCAAGCCCCUGUCCAAGAAGGUGGUGGCCGCCACUCUGCAGUUCUCUCUCUCUUGCAUCUUCCUUAGAGAGGGCAAAGCCACUGACGAGGACAUGCAGAGCCUGGCCAGCCUGAUGAGCAUGAAGCAGGCCGACAUCGGCAACCUGGACGACUUUGAGGAGGAGAACGAGGAGGACGAGGAGAACCGGGUCAACCAGGAAGAGAAAGCCGCCAAGAUCACUGAGAUAGUAAACCAGUUGAAUGCGCUCAGCUGCUUAGAUGGGGAGCCCGAUGACUACCUAAAGCAAGCAAAUAAGCCAUCGGCUAAAUCAGCCAGUUCCUCCGAAGAGCUGAUAAGCAAGCUGAACUUCAUGGAGGACGACGACCAGGACCCCUCCAAUCUGAGCACCAACCCCUUCGACGAGCCCGAUGAUCCUAACGUCUUCAACCCCUUUGGGGACCCCGACGAGGAAGAACCACCUCCACGGCCCACCUUCAGAUCCAGCCCAAAGGUGGAGGACGACUCCUACGACCCGGACCCCAACAACCCGUUCAACGACCCGGAGCCGGAGCUCCAGGGAGGGGGGAACCCGUUCGAGGAUCCCGACGCGGAACCCGAGCAGGAACCGCAGCCUCAGCAAUCACCGCCGCGGCCCAGCAAGAGGAAGAACGUGCGGCCCGUGGACAUGAGCAAGUACCUCUAUGCAGACACCUCCAAGGCCGACGAGGACGAGCUGGAUGAGUCCAAUCCCUUCUAUGAGCCCAAGACCUCCAGCCCUGCCCAGCCCUCACCUCCAUCCCCGGCCCCUACCAAGCGUCGGGCCCCUGCUCCCCCCAGCGUGGCCACUCAGGCCCCAGCACCAAAGACGGCCCCGGAGCGGGUGCCCAGUGGCCCUGUGGCCGUGGCCGCUGUGGUGGGGAGGGAGCUGGCCUCCUCCUCCUCCCCGAAGCCGAGUCCCAUCCCCAGCCCUGUGCUCGGAGGGAAGCCCAACGCCAGUCAGUCCCUUUUGGCCUGGUGUCGCGAGGUGACCAAGAACUACCGCGGCGUCAAGAUCACCAACUUCACCACAUCCUGGAGGAAUGGCCUGGCCUUCUGCGCCCUGCUCCACCACUUCAGGCCAGACUUGAUGUGAACUAUAAAGUCGCUUAAUCCUCAGGAUUUAAAGAAAAACACAAGGCAGGCAUAUGAUGGCUUCGCCAGCCUGGGCAUCUCGCGCCUGCUGGAGCCCUCGGACAUGGUGCUGCUGGCCAUCCCGGACAAGCUGACGGUGAUGACUUACCUGUACCAGAUUCGCGCCCACUUCAGUGGCGAGGAGCUCAACGUGGUGCAGAUCGAGGCCAACAGUAGCCGAAGCACCUACAAGGUGGGCGACUUCGAGACGGACACCAACAGCUCCAUCGACCAGGACAAGUUCUACGCCGAGCUCCACGGGGUGAACCAGCCCGCCGAUGGUGACGUGACGGCCACCGCUGAGACAAACGGAGCAGCCAAGGGUCACGGGGUCGAAUCCGAGCCGAUGGAGGAAGAGGCGGCGGCGGCGGUGGCUUCGGUCGUGCCGACCACCGUCUCAGCCACGCCCGUCGCCAAAGAGCGAGCAGCGUCCCCUCCAAUGGCAUCACCCCGUGCGAUGGACGUGCACCCCAGACCUGCCCCGAGGACAGCAGACUCAGGCACGGACGCCAGCAGUGCUGGACGAUUCUCGCCCGAGCCGCGACAGUUGCAGAAGGCCGACACCCUGGACAUGGGCGACUUGCCCCAGAGGGUGGAGAGACGCCAGCAGGAUGCCACCACUGCCAUCACUGGGCCCUCAGACAGGGACGCAGACAAGAGGCACCAGGGGCCCGCCAAGCCCCAGAGAGAGUCCCCGGAUCUGGGCUCUCCCGUGCGCCGGUUUGGCCCCUCACCCCCCCACAAGCUGGGCUUCACCUACAACCGCGACGCUGACCUCAUCAAGAAGAAGAGGGCCAGCCUGAGGCACUCGGAGUCGGACACCACGUCCGACAGCAGCACACCACCACCACCACCACCCUCUCAGAACCACACCACAGACACCCCCGCCAGAUCACCACAGGAGGCUGCACCUGUCCUGUCUCCCAGUACCUCUGAGGAAAAGAGGGUGCUCUCCCGUCAGGAGGAGCUGAAGGAGAGGGCCCGGCUGCUGCUGGAGCAGGCCCGACGAGAUGCCGCCAUGAAGGCCGGCAGCAAGCACACUGCCCAGAGCACUCCCGCACGGACGCCGCAGAUCACAGACGAGCGGGAUGAGGAACGUCGGCGGCAGCUGCGGGAGCGCGCCAGGCAGCUGAUAGCGGAGGCGCGCUCAGGUGUGAAGAUGGCCGAGCUGCCCGUCUACGGAGCCGACGCGGCAGCCACAUCAGCGGCCGGCAAGUUGAAAGGAAGGUCAAAGGCAGCUGGAGAUCUGGUGGAUGGUGAGGCAGCAGGCGGUGCUGGUGUUGGUGUGGAGGAGGAGGAGGAGGAGGAGAUGGUGGAGGAGGGUGGUGGAAGUGGUGUUGAAGGGCAGGGCAUGGCAGGAGUGGUGGUCGCUGGUGGUCAGGCCUCUGCCUCGGUAGCUGCCUUCACAUCAGCCCCUGCUGCUGCUGCUGCUGCUGCUGGCCCUGUCCACGCCGCCAUCUCUCCUCUGCCGGCCGUGGCUGCUGUUGCCGUAGAUACUAACCUCAAGGAGGUGCCCGAGUACUCCUACGUCCUGGAGGACAACUUUACUAACCCCGCCAGUGACCUAGCAGCAUUGGGUGUGCUGAACAGCCGUCAUGUGGACCUGAAGCUGAAGAAGCUGGUGGAGGUGCGGCCGCAGGGAGGGAGCUCUCCUUCGUCGUCGUCAUCCUCUUCCUCACUCACUGCCUCCACCACCUCCCCCAUCAGCCCCACAGAGACCCUAGAGCAGGAGCAGGAGCUGCGAGCAGAGCGUCUGCGCAGGGCGUCGGAGCGUCUGCGCAGCCCGGUGGUCUUCAACAAGGAGUCAGCAGUCAGGAAGACCCAACUCAAGUCCUUCAGCCAGUACGUGGAGACCAGACCAGAGGUAAAGCGUCAGCGAUCGGUGCCUGAGGACCUGAGGAGGCCGAAUGAGGAGCGCGCCGCGCUGCCAGAGAUGGCAGGACGUCGGCCGUAUGAAGAUGAAAAAGCGUUCAAAGACACCAGUCAGUAUGUUGUGGGAGAGCUGGCAGCGCUGGAGAGCGAGCAGAAGCAAAUUGACACCCGUGCGUCGGGUGUGGAGAAGAGGCUGCGCUAUCUCAUGGACACAGGGAAUAACAAGGAGGAGGAGGAGGCCAUGAUGCAGGAGUGGUUCAUGCUGGUCAACAAGAAGAACGCGCUGAUCAGGAGGCAGAAUCAGCUCUCUCUGCUGGAAAAAGAACAUGAUCUUGAGAGACGCUUUGAGCUGCUGAACCGGGAGUUAAGAGCAAUGCUGGCAAUUGAAGACUGGCAGAAGACAGAGGCCCAGAAGUGGCGUGAGCAGCUACUCCUGGACGAACUGGUCAUACUGGUCAACAAGAGGGACGCCCUGGUGCGGGACCUGGACGCGCAGGAGAAACAAGCCGAGGAGGAGGACGAGCACCUGGAGAGAACUCUGGAGCAGAACAAGGGCAAGAUGGCCAAGAAAGAAGAGAAGUGUGUCCUUCAAUGAUUGUCAUCUUUUCUUGUUUUUGUUUGUUUGUUUAGUUCUGUUGUUCCCCUCCCCCAAGUGGAGGAAAACAACAAAACAACAGUUAUUUUUUAGUACAUGUAAAGAGAUUCAUCAGCAGUAGAGAUUUUGAGAUGCCCCCAUUGUUUCAUUUAAUUUUAUGACAUGUGACCCUUUGAAAAAAAAAAGAACCAGUCCUUUAUCUCCAGGGCAGAGCUGACUUAGCUGAGGGUUUCAUGUGUCCGCCCUCUUUGUACUGAGUUUAUACUGAGAAAAUUUCUUCCACUUAUAAAAUAUAUAUAAUUUCUUGUCUCUUUUUUUGUUUGCUUUGUCAAACAAGGUACUUGUAUGUAACACACAGCUCCGUGCAAAACUUACCUUAAAUCAGAAAUACUGUGUACUGAUUCUUUGAGAAGGGGGUGGG
Alosa alosa (allis shad) is the source of this 5224-nucleotide messenger RNA. It is a transcript of the gene ehbp1, whose product is annotated as EH domain binding protein 1. The record is from RefSeq and is a predicted model, not a curated record. The transcript has 26 exons. NCBI's taxonomy places the organism in Eukaryota, Metazoa, Chordata, Actinopteri, Clupeiformes, Clupeidae. Gene Ontology annotation, molecular function: protein binding.